Eutrema salsugineum is the source of this 3047-nucleotide messenger RNA. RefSeq names its product small RNA 2'-O-methyltransferase. The record is from RefSeq and is a predicted model, not a curated record. Gene Ontology annotation, molecular function: O-methyltransferase activity; RNA methyltransferase activity. NCBI's taxonomy places the organism in Eukaryota, Viridiplantae, Streptophyta, Magnoliopsida, Brassicales, Brassicaceae. Gene Ontology annotation, cellular component: nucleus; cytoplasm. Gene Ontology annotation, biological process: piRNA processing; RNA methylation; siRNA processing.
GUUCAAAAAUCCCAACCUUUCUUCUCUGUUUCUCGCUCAAACUGGUUAUCACAUGCCAUUUCGCUUAAUUCAAGUGUAUUGAAGAAGCUACAGUGAGUUUGUAAUGGUGGGUACGGAGAAGCAGACUCUUACUCCAAAGGGAAUUAUACAUGAGAAGUUUGGUGUUAAAGCAAUUUACAAGAUCGAGGAAGUUCAUGACUCUUCUCAGAAACGUCCAUGCCUUUAUCGAUGCCACUUACAGCUACCAGACUUUUCUGUUGUGACAAAUGUCUUUAAGAACAAGAAGGAUUCUGAACAAUCUGCUGCUGAACUGGCUCUCGAAAAGCUAGGCAUUCAGCCUCCGGAUGAUGAUGAUGAUGAUGAUGUUACUGUGGAGCAAGCUUGGGAUGAUAUCGUUGAACGCAUUAAGUAUAUAUUUUCUGAUGAGUUUCUUUCAACUGAUCAUCCUCUAAGUAGUCACCUUAGAGCGGCACUACAAAAAGAUGGUGAACGUUUUGGAUCAGUUCCUGUUUCUGUCAUUGCUACGUUUGAUGCAAAGAUUAUCAGUCGCUGUAAAGUGAUUAAUCCUUCCGUGGACUUAGAUCCUAACUUGGCCAUGUCCUGUGUCAUGGAGGCUGCUGCAAAGUUGUCAGACUACAUUGUCGUAUCUCCGCAUGUAGCUUCACUUCGAAGGAAAAAUCCAUACCCUCCAGCAAUUAUAGAAGCACUGGCUCGUGUUGAAAGCAUAAAAUUUGAAGCUGUAUAUAUACGAUGUACCACUGGUGGUGAAGAGGUUGUUGAGCAAGUCACUCUUGAUAUUUCUUCAGAGCAGUAUUACUUGGAUAUUAUUGCUGAAAAGCUUGGUUUAAAGGAUGGCAGCCAAGUGAUGAUAUCCAGGACGAUUGGCAAAACGUCCUCUGGCUAUGAGUGUAGGGUUUACUCAGCCAUUCCUGAGUUGAGGUCUUUUGAUAAUUCAUGGAAAGCACAUGGGAAACGGCCAGUUGCUGAAUCAUCACAUUUGGAAAAGUCACGGAAUGCAAAAGCAAGUUUUGUUUGUGGUCAAGAUGUUCAUGGUGAUGCGAUCGUGGCAUCUGUUGGUUACCAAUGGAGGUCCCAUGGUCUUGAACAUGAUGAUGUAACCUUAAAGUCAUUUUACAGGAUAUGUUGCGGUAUCUCUCCUAAUGGAAUUUAUAAACUCUCCCGAAAAGCAUUAAUUGCUGCGCAGUUGCCUUUAAGAUUCACUACAAAGUCUAGUUGGAGAGGUCCACUCCCCAGGGAGAUUCUCUGCAUGUUCUGCCGCCAGCAAGAACUAGCUGAGCCAGUCUUUACUAUAUCUACUGCUCCUGUGAAAUCAAUGUCUGACUUACUAAGAUCAUACAAGAAGUUGAAAGACUCAGAGUCGGAUAAUAACAGCAAUCAGUAUAUGAGCUGGGAAACUGAGGACUCAGACUGCGAUGAUACCAACAAUCAUCAUUAUAAGAGAAGGGAAAAAGAGGAGGAACCAGGAUCAGGGACUGGGUAUAGAUGUGAAGUGAAGAUUCUCUCAAAGUCUCAGGAUUUGGUUUUAGACUGUUCACCGGGAAGCUUCUACGAGAAGGAAAACCGUGCUAUUCAAAAUGCUUCAUUGAAAGCCCUCUCAUGGUUUAGUAGCUUAUUCGAUGACCUGGAUGCUGACCCGGAACAACCACGUUAUACGAAUCAAGACCUGGAUUGGUUUUAUCAACGGAAUAUCAUGAUCAAAGGGACUUUUCCAAGUAGUAGAAGAUAUAAAGAGCCCACCUCUAGAUCAAAGACCACGGGUAUGCAUUCAUACACUCGCGAUAAGAAGCGUGUUCAAUCUAUACCUAAUGGUUCCAUGGUUAGUAUAAGCUAUUCUGUGUCCGUGGACGUAGACCUUGGCUUUUCGAAGAAUGGUAAACCUUUAAAAGAACUCAUCGAAAGCAAUGAAGAGAUAGAGUUCGAGGUAGGGAACGGAUCUAUGAAUCCACAUCUUGAAUCAGUUGUUACUCAGAUGUCUGUUGGCCAAUAUGGUUGUUUUUUAACUAAUCAGCCUUCUGAAGGGUUGAUUUUGGCUGCUGCCAGUGAUACUGCGAGAACUCGCUCACUCUUAUCAGAAAUCUCAGCAGGUUUGGAAUAUCAUGUACAUUUGUUGGGAGUGAAAGGGCCGACAGAAAAACGAAUGGAGGCAGAUUUUUUCAAACCUACACUUUCAAUACAGCGUGUUGAAUUUGCAGUGAAACAUAUCAAAGAAUUAUCAGCUUCUAACCUGGUUGACUUUGGAUGCGGAUCUGGAAGCUUCCUAGGCUCUUUACUUGACUAUCCAACUUCACUUCAAACCAUUGUCGGUGUUGACAUCUCACAGAAGCGUCUUGCCCGUGCUGCUAAGAUGCUACAAUCAAAAUUAAACAAGGGAGCUGGCAACCUCAAAUCUAUUAUACUCUAUGAUGGUUCCAUCCUCGAGUUUGAUUCCAGGCUGCAUGACAUUGACAUCUGCACUUGCUUAGAGGUCAUUGAACACAUGGAAGAAGAUGAAGCCUGUAAAUUUGGUGAAACAGUUCUAAGCUUGUUUCGGCCGAAACUUCUGAUUGUCUCCACACCAAACUACGAGUACAACACAAUUCUCCAUAAGUCUGCUCGAUACCACCCAAAAGACAAAUCCAUGUCACAUCGGUCCAAGUUCAGGAACCAUGACCACAAGUUCGAAUGGACAAGGGCACAGUUUAAACGCUGGGCAUAUAAGCUCUCCCAACGCCAUAACUACAGGGUCGAGGUAACCGGUGUUGGAGGGUCUAAUGUGGAUCCCGGGUUUGCUUCUCAGAUCGCUGUUUUUAGUCGACAAUCUUUCUUUGAGGUUGAUGUUGUUGAAAAGGUCGCAGAAGGUUCGAUGCAGUCUUAUAAAGUCAUAUGGGAAUGGAAAAGAUGAGCAAGUGGAGACAAAAAAAAAGACUAAAUCUUUGACAAGAGUAUCAACCAGAAUAGUCUUCAAGUUUGUAGCUUUAGAACUUGUGCUAGUUCAGUUUCUUCAUGUAUCUUCCUUAUCACACUCUUGUUUGUGGUCUUAUAAUCUA